Punica granatum (pomegranate) is the source of this 1083-nucleotide messenger RNA. NCBI's taxonomy places the organism in Eukaryota, Viridiplantae, Streptophyta, Magnoliopsida, Myrtales, Lythraceae. The record is from RefSeq and is a predicted model, not a curated record.
CCGUCUGCAGUAUAAAUGACCAUGAAAAAUCCAUUGGAAGAACGACCGAACACAAGGAUGAAACAAAAAGGCUUUCUAACCAUGCUCAAAGCCCCCCUCCCCCUCAUUCUCAUCCUUGCCGACCUCUCUGUCUCAAUUGCCUCUGCCUCCGACGCCUACCCGACCAUCCCCGGCACUGGUGACUGCUUACGAACCGACGGUCUAGUGCCAGUGCGCCGAGAAGUGUAUGGGAAUGGGAGGAUCAUCGACAUCACCCACAGAAUAACACCGGAGAUGCCCUCGUUUGAGCGGUUGGGGCAGAUCUUGUGGCUGGCCCACAGCAUGAAGAACGGCUCCUCCUUCAACUUCUCACUGAUGAAGCUGCCUGCCCACACCGGGACCCAUGUCGAUGCCCCUGGCCACUACUUCGAUCAGUACUUUGAUGCUGGGUUCGAUGUUGAUACGCUAGAUCUUGAAGUCCUUAACGGUCCAGCACUACUGAUUGAUGUUCCAAGGGACAAGAACAUUACUGCCGAAGUGAUGGAGUCCCUAAAGAUCCCAAGGGGCGUGAGGCGCGUGCUCUUUAGAACUCUAAACACGGAUAGGGGCCUCAUGUAUAAGAACUUCUUUGACACGAGCUUCGUGGGGUUCAAGGAGGACGGGGCCAAAUGGUUGGUAAAGAACACGGACAUCAAAUUAGUCGGAAUCGAUUACUUGUCCAUCGCUGCAUUUGACGAUGACAUCUCGUCUCACCUUGCUCUCCUUGAAAGCAGGGAGAUUAUUGUUGUGGAAGGCUUAAAGCUCGACGAUGUUCCAACAGGACUAUACAAUGUUCACUGCUUGCCCCUGAGGUUCCCCGGUGCCGAGGGAUCGCCAAUAAGAUGCAUCCUCAUGGAAUGAUAUUCCAGUGCGAGUUUCACAUUGUUUGCAGGGUACAACUGAAACUCGAAGAGUCAAUUACAUUUCACAGUGCUAACUGCAGCUUUCUGGGUAGGAGCCGGACCCACUGCUCAGCAUGAUGCAGUCACGUUACUCUUAUGUAUGUUCAUGUUCUUGGGAAGACAACUAAGAAGGCAACAUAAUAGUUCAGUAUCAUUUACAAUA